CCAGACCUUUCGAUUUCCUCUUUUAGUUUUCAUUUUAUCGGAAUGUUGAAAUUAUCAACAUUUUCAUUCAAAGAGCGAAUAUGUGAUAUGAUAUUAUUGUUAACAGUGACAGGAUGUUAAAUUUAAGAACAUCUUGUAAAUUUCCUUGUUUUUAAAGAUGUAACAAUGGAGUUGACAACACUCAUAGAAUCCAGCGUGACCUGACCUAAGAAAACAGCAGUAUGGGGACAGGGAUUCCUCUACUGAAUGAUUAUAAGCAGGAAUUCUUUGCCAAGAGGUUUCCCCAGACCAUCCUAGGGGGACCCAAACUUCGCCUUGGCUAUGAUGCACCUGUAUAUGUUUAUAUUAACCAGCUUAUCCUGUUUAUCAUUCCUUUUAUUCUUGGAGGACUUGUGACAUUACUCGUAGAAUUGGAUACCAUCAGUGAUGUCGUAGGUGUGAUUCUUUAUGGGUCUCUGGUCCUUGCCUUUGUCUUGGCUGCCAACAUCAUAUCUACCAUUGUACAGGAAAAAUGUACAUCAGAUCUGACAUACCCCACCAAAAAGAACCUCUUCGCCGAGGAAGAUGAGAUUGAUUUUGUGUCAUGCUGCGGAGUGGAAACGUAUGAAUUUGUUAUACCCAGGAAAAAGUUUAUUGCCAAUAUCAUCAUUCAUGCUGUUUUAUCUGGGUGUAUGUGUGGACUUUCCCUUUGGUAUCUCUUGCCCACCACACUGAAUGCACUGUAUAGUAACAGUACGGGAGCCACUGUGGUUAUUUUUAUUUUUGGCUGGUUCACUGUACUGGUGGCUCAGUAUCCUCUCACAGUGGCAGCCCCUCCAGAGCCUGCCACCUACAGGACAAUGGACAGAUGGGAGUUAUCUCCCUUGACCAGGCCAUUUUAUGUUCUAGUCUUCUGUAUGUUUGAUCUUUUAUACAGAUACCACAGCCAGGCUACUUUCUCCACCACAAACCAGGCCCUUCACAUUCUGUUUGUGGUUCUGCCUGUGUUAUGGACUGGUGGCUUCCUCCCUCCAGUUGACUGUUUCUUCUUGUGGCUGGGGGAGCAGGUACACAUCCACCUGUUGGGAGGAUCUCCGAUGGCCUCUGAUCUCAGACUUGGGGUCCUAUUACUACUUUCUGUGGGUGUGUACUUUGCUGCCUAUUUCAUGCCCUCCUGUCUGGCCACCGUCCUUGUGUCAGCUCUGUUUGGUUAUCUUCUCAGCAUUGACCUUGGAGGGCUGGUCAACCAAAUUAUCCACACCUGUAGAAGCAGAAACAAGGUGUCUGAUGACCAGGGAGUCAUUGCUAUGGACAUGAGGAUCAAAGGGUUUCUAUGGAGAUGGGGUGUGUUGGAGUUUUUGUACCAUUUUAUAAUGCUGGCCGUUGUGGGGGUUACAGCAGGUUUACUAAACGUGAACUCACAUACAAUCAGUGGGGAUGUCUGGAGAAUUCUUGGUUAUGUGAUUAUCGGAUUCUGUGUUGUGGAGAAAAUUUUGAGAGAUCUUCAGAAUGUGUACAUAUUUUUUGGAUUGUUGAGGAACUGGCUGUUUCCCAAAUCCAGUCACCUAGGUAAAAUUUUCCUGGACAGAAGGAAGAUGCUGAAACCCCUGGGAGUGGUCCGGAGGAUCAUUGUUAACUGGGUGGCUCCACUGGCCAUGCUGGGGUACGCCUCUCUGCUGGUGACCACCAGUGACCCUGCCUCUGUAUCUGUCACCACCGCCCUCAGCACCGCCACCUCUGUGUGGUACCUGUUUGGUGUGGUGCGAGUAUUCAGGGCAAUUUGGCAGAAUACAGUGACAAGUCUGUUGGAGCUCUCCAUCACGCAUAUCAUCUUGGUUACCACGACGUCGACCUCUGACCUCAUCCUCUUCCCCAUCCUGUCCCUUGUGAUUGGCCUGUGUCUGGACCGCACCAUUCAGUUCCUUAACAAGCUCUACUUCUGUGUGACUGUGUUGAUCACUUCCUGGACAGACAAGAAACAGCGGCGUGGAUCCACAGCGGCAUUGAUUGGAGUGUCCGUAUUUCUGUUCCCCCUGGUCCUCCUCAUGGUUUCGCUGGCCUCAGUUUUAUCUGCACCACUUCUCCCGUUGUUUACACUUCCUCUUUUUGUCAUGGGGUUUCCCCGCCCCAACAAGUUCUGGCCUGAGAAUGUUGGCGCCUCUGCCAAUGUUAACCCGGACACCAUGUUCUACAAACAGCUGGCCCCCGUCCUAAGUGGAACCCUCGGAUCGGCCUUCGCUGAUGGAAGAUUAGGUGAAGCAUUUGUGGGUAACCAUUACCUGCUACGGUUCCAGGAUCGCCUGGUGUGGAUCAUGGUUUUGGAGCGGGGAGCGGGCUACUGCACGGUCAGUAUAAAGGGGCUGGAACUCCAGGAGACCUCGUGUCACACAGCUGAGGCAGCUCGCCUGGACGACAUCUUCGAGGAGGCAUUCCCUGAGAAGCUUGGCUGUUCCCUCAACCAGUAUCCAUUGCACACGCUGGCACUGGUGGACAUAGAACCAGUCAAAACUUACUCAGAUGCACGUAAUGUCUUAACUGGAAUUAUAGACCAGCCAGGAAGCUUCGAUAUUGUGAUGUCGUCAUUCAUAAAAAGUCUGGUGUGGGUCCUGCUGCAUCAUGUGAAUCAGCUCAAAAUUAAAGAGAAGAAGAAAAAUCUGGAAAAUGCAAGCAAGGGAGCAGGAAGUGAAAAUAAUAACAAUUUAUCAGGGAGAAUCUCAAAAGCUUCUCUUCAUCAUAAUGAUAGAGCUGUGAUAGCCAUGGAGACCUAUGCAGGAAGACCAUCAUCUUCAAAGCAAAAUAAAAUGAACUCUUCUUGGGGUUCCCUUGGAAGCUUUACAGACAGUAUUUUCUCUGAGGAUGAGUUUACAGACAGAAAGAAAACUAACGCCACAAAACAGGAACCAAAGAAGGCAAAGACUCCAACCUUUGGAGCACCUGCUAAAACAGUCAGCAAGUUUGAUGAUGAGAUUGAAGACCUCAUGAAUGAUUUUGAAUUAGGGCUUCCAGCCUUGGAUGUAAAGAAAAAGACACCAAAUGUUGGUGCUGUCUCAAAAUUUGACAGCAAAAAGACAAGCAAUGGAAUAUUUAAGCCAAUGACUAAUCUAGCAGGUUCCCCUGACUUUAAGUGUUCACAUUCUGUGCAUAUAAGUCUGCCCCAGAAAUGGCGGGAACUGCCCCUUGAACCUUCUCAGGUCUCAAGAUACAUGGGGAAAUUCCCCAGGGAGUGGUUCAAGCAUGUCCUAGGGACAUUAGACUGGUCAGGAGUGAAGGGUCCCAUUAAUCAAGUGAAGGAGGAGGUUGCCAAUGAUGACGUUUUGACAAACUGCUACUCUCAGCUUGUCAUGGCCUGCUACUCCAUAUUUGAUACAAAUUCUUCAGUGGGAGGUGCCAAUACUUUGUACAAAUUUUACAAUGGUGAUCUCCCUUGGAAUGCCAUGUUGGAUUGGUUGUCGGAAGACAAGGAGUUGUACAAACUAGUCCUGAAGGCCUACAGGUACGGGUUUAAGAUGAUGUUGGACCAGGUCCUGAUGGGGGAAGCCACCACCCCCGCCGAGUUUGAGGAGUACCUGACGGAGUUUGACCGGGACUGGUACAUUGGUCUGGAGAAGGAGGAGGAAUGGAAAACCUCUGUCCUCAACUCUGUCCCCAGUCUCUUCUCUCUGGGUCACAACAAGGCACAGGGGACGUACAGCAGUCGACUGCUGACCCUGCAGGAGGAGAUGGUGUAUAUCGGCCGACUAAACAGCGAGGCGGUGAAGGGGCAGUGGGCCAACCUCAGUCUGGAGCUGCUCUACUUCACCAACGACGACGAGGAGAGAUACAGCAUCCAAGCCCACCCCACCAUCCUCCGCAACCUCACCGUGCAGGCUGCGGACCCACCCCUGGGCUACCCCAUCUUCUCCUCUCACCCAAUCAGCAUUCCCACAGUCUGACCUUGUGUGUAACUUAUUUUAUCUGUACCCACCUAGUGUGUAACAUAAACUUACCCACCAAAUGGCAUUUUUGAUAAAUUGAAUGAUGCUUUUAGAUGGCAACUGUGUUAGGACAUGGUGCACGUCUUGCCCCUUUCAUCUGCUAAGCUCUUGUAUCAGACCCACUAUUAUUAAACCCACCCCCUUAUCAUUCCCCUUGUGCCAUUAUUAUUGACCCACCCUAUUUUAAUCUAUCCAGGCCCUCUUUAUGAACAAUCCUUAUGACUGUUACUAUCAGUAAUUUUCCCUCUCCCAUCUUAGCUCUCUGUUUCUAUGGUUACCACAUUGCAGAAGCUUAUACGAGAUUUUCUUAACUGAAAGAAUUGUCCCUCUCUUUGCAAUACAGAGAAUGUCAGGGAUUCAAGUGCUAGCAGAUAUUGUGGUGUUACAGUUCGAGAACAAUAUGUGAUUAUCUACAGUUCUUAAUAUUUGGUGUUCAAUUCUUAAUCUUGGGUGCUCUCUGUGUAAUCCUUGUUUUUAUUUUUAGUUUUAGAGAAAAUUUCUUUUUGAGAGGUAGAAAGAGAGAUUUUAAAUCCUUCUGUUUUGUGACAAAUGCUGUACUCAAAGCAAUAUCAGUAACUGUAGAAAUGCUGGUAAUAUUUAUUGAGAUAAUAUUUUUAUUUUGAAGAAUUAAUUGAUGCAGUCUCUGUUUGUGUUGAGUACACAACAAAGUAUUUUACGGGUUAAGAAUGGUUUACUUCUUGAUGUUAAUUUUGUUCAUUCUGCAUUGUUGGAUAUACAUGUGUGUAGAAUUUACAAUAUUUUUAGAAAAAGAGUAAAAAAAGGCUAACUUUUGUCACUAGGGAACUACUGAAUUGUACCAGCUCAUGCGGAAGAAAAUACAAUCCUGGUCAAUGAUGUUGGUUCUGGCAUUUAUUCGUUAAGUUCUUUAAAUAAAUGGAGAUUGGUUACAGCAGGAAAUAAAUUCAAACUGUCUGUGCAAAAUAAUUUUUAUUUUUUUUAUUUUUGUUGCAUUAUUAAAUGGAGAUAAUUCAUGUGAUAUAUAUUUAGUGUUGUACAUAUCUACAGGUACAUGUUCUUAUUUUUAUACCAAGUAUUUUCAGUCUGUGACCAAAGUAGACUAUUUUUUGUAUUGUUCUGAGAUUACGCGUCACAAAUUAUGUAACAAUCAUCUUGCAUAGAGAAAUAUUUGUUGACUCUAUGUCAGGGUAAACGUCCACAGAAUCUGAUUUUUGUGUCAAUCAUAUACUGCGCAUGUUAUUGCAUCUUUGCUAGUUAAGAAAUAAUUCAUAUAAAGAGAUAUUAGGAAAGAAAGCAAUCAAUGUUUAUGUAUACUCAAUAUUUGUUUAAUUUUUCGAUUUUCCCUGAUCAGAAAUAAAGCAGGUUUACUUAAUGGAAGCACGCUCUGUACUGACUGUGUGCUUCAAACAGACCAUAGUUCCGUCUCCUGUCUGUUUAGACCAGUUAUAGUGGGCAUCAGGUUCUGGAGAGAUCUAGUUGAUACUUAUCAUUCACCAAUGACGGUUUUAUACCUGAUUUUAUUUAUAAUUUCAUUUAUUUUAUAAAUAUGAUUUUAUUUUUUGUUUCCGUCCAUGUAGAUUUUAUCUUUAGUUUUAAGUAGUUUUACACACACACACAAAAAAUGAAAUUUACAUAUGUAUGAUUUUCUCUUGCUUUAUGAUCCUUAAAAAUACUUAUUUCAUGUAAUUUUAUCCACAAUUAAGAUUUUGACAGAAACCCUAUUACAGAUUGAUUUUUACUGCAAAAUGAACAAAAGCAUCAGGGUUCUUAAAAUUUAUGUACGACAUAGAUUUCAUAUUUGAUCCUCUGUUGAAUCCUUUGAAGCUACUGCAUGAUCUGAAUCCAUUUUUUGUUAAUUUAUUUUUAAGUUAUUUGUCACUGGUGAGGGUAUUGCACGAGAUUUUCCUGAGAUUACACAAAUCUUUUUCGGUGUCUAUCCAACUUUACCGCCUGCAGCUAAGCCCUGCCCACUUUUGUGUGACAUUAGCUCUGAUAUUUGUUGUGUUUUCAAUUCUCAAUAUACAAAUGAUGUAUAAAGAUCUGUGCUUAUUCUAGCUGUGUCAAAAUAAAUAUCUGUUUUUUAA
This is a messenger RNA of Magallana angulata, 6016 nucleotides long. Its product is annotated as pecanex-like protein 4. Gene Ontology annotation, cellular component: membrane. The coding region runs from base 222 to 3911 and encodes 1229 amino acids. The transcript has 10 exons. NCBI's taxonomy places the organism in Eukaryota, Metazoa, Mollusca, Bivalvia, Ostreida, Ostreidae. The record is from RefSeq and is a predicted model, not a curated record.